GGUAAAGCUGUAAACAGGAAACGUGUUAUGUCAAAAUUGUACCAACCGUCAACCAUGUGAAUAUAAGAAACAAAGAAAUCAAUGAACGAAUAUAUGUCAUCGAAAUCCAUUCAAAACUGGCAAAAUAACAGAUGAUGUCAGGCCUCGUUGGCGCAGUAGGCAGCGCGUCAGUCUCAUAAUCUGAAGGUCGUGAGUUCGAGCCUCACACGGGGCAGUAUUUUGUUAUAUCAUCUUUCUACAGUUGAAAAUCCGAUUAUACAUUAAAAAAAAGUUCAUUUUGGUUUGAAUAAUAUUAGAUCACAUGGCCUUCAUCGAUUCUCAUAUCUAGGUGACAGAUGAGAGUGGAAUCCAACAUGCCAUUGACAAAAUAAAAGCAGUAAUUCCAGCAUACUUACAUUAUAAAAUAAUUAUUACAUUACACUGUUUAUAAAAUAUACAAAAGCAUUAGCAGCUUUAACUGAUUAGUAUGUUAUAAUACACUUAGGUAUUCCGCAGCUGAAAUACAUGAUAAAAUUAAAUUAUAGUGCAAGCAUAGAGACAAUAAUUGCAGUCACUUUUACGCACACAAUGGAAUUAUUCUCACUAUAUUAAUCAAUGGCCUCAAUUUAUAUUAAUAAAUAAUACAAAACUGUGCGUGAGGGCACGGAGUGAAAAAAGUAUCUACCAAUACCCAACUAAUCCAACGGAUGGCGCCAAUGUUUAACUGUGGAGAACAGACUCAUUUCAUAGUUGCGUUUUCCAAUUCCGUCCUUUUUGUUUAAAAUUCCUUUUAAAUGCGUUUGAUUUUUGUUUCUUGCUCACUUAUUUCUGAUUAAUUACUGUCAGACGGUUUAUACAAUGUUUGUGCAAUAUGUUAACAUAUAAAAAAAUCAGCAACCGUUGAAACUGUUCACAAACGUUCUCCUCUCCAAAUCUUAAUCUUAAAUCUCAUUAGAAGCAUCCAUACUUGCACAAAAGAAUCACAAAAACAGACAGAGAAUGCAGCCCCUGUAGAUUCUGUUGAUGAAACACAUCGCCAUCCUGUUGCCAAUUAGUGUUGAUUGAACGGAUUCAUUUGAUGUAAUUUACAUAUUGAGCGACAUUUCUUUACAUCUUACCAUCAAUUAAAAACAAGCGCUAGCUAACCACAACAAAUAAAGAAACGGCACUAAAAGGUAGCUCAACAGUUUCAGAAGUGUAAUUAAAGUUGUUAAAAUCCCCUGAUUGGGCUCUACAUACCUUAUUGGAUACCCCAACGAGAGAGAGAGAGAGAGAGAGAGAGAGAGAGAGAGAGGGAGCCACCUCAGAUGGAGUUCUCGGUCUCUGUGCUCCGUACAGUCUCACACUCUUUAUAACUUUAUCACUCACCUUUGACAUGUUGCGAUGUUCCGUACAGCCUCACGACACGUGGAUUUGUUUUGGCUGAUUUUACUGCACCUGCUUGUUGCACCGGAUAACGGCUAUGCAUCGGCCGACGGGGGCAGCUGUCAUGAGGUGAAGACUGCGUACAUGAUGCGCCAGAUAGGUCCAGUGGAGCUGGUGCCGGACAAACCAAGAACAGAUGAGUCUCUCCGAGUGUGUUUGCACCCGGGGCCCACUUGCUGCACCAGUAAAAUGGAGGAGAGCUACAUGGCGGCUGUUCGCGGUGAGACGCAGCAGAAGAUACAGUCUUACAGCUUUGAGCUCAAGUACCUGAUCGCUGGACACAUCAAGGCCUAUCAAGAGACAUUUGACUCACUCAUAUUUUUCACAUCCAACCUGACCAGCUCCCUGUUCGACAGCGCUUACUCUGCGUUGGCUUCUGACUGUCGCCCCCUGGUGUUCCAGCUGUUCAGUGACAUCAAACGACAUCUUUCUGGAGACCCACAUUCCUCACUGGAAAACACUGUGCGUCAGUUCUACGACAGCCUCUUCCCUUUAGUUUAUCGAAGGCUCCUCAACCCGGGUUUCGGCCCCGUGGCCCUCCACUCUCACUCCCCUAUUUCUAAUGGACAUGACGAUUGCCUGCAAAUGACACGACAGGAUGUCAGUCCAUUUGGACCCCAUCCUCGCCUUCUGGUCAGCAGCUUGUCCCGUGCACUUGGAGUAGGGCGAGCACUGAGCCGACUGCUUCAAUUGGCCAGCGAGGUUGUGAAUGUAACCCAAAAGGCAGCGAUAUCAAGAGAGUGUGGACGAGGACUGGUCAGGAUGCAGUACUGUUCUCACUGCAGGGGGCUGACAUUGAUACGGCCCUGUAAUGGACUUUGUAUUAAUGUGAUGAGAGGAUGUCUGGUCGGGGUAUCAGAACUCGAUGUUCCCUGGAGGCGUUUGGUGGUCAUGCUACAACAGUUAGCCGCCACUUUAGCAACAAGCAGCAACCACAACAGCAUGGAGUUGGCUCUGUUAGCGAUCCGAAACCAAGUGAAUGAUGCCAUACUGCACGCUCAGCUUCACGGGACGCGCAUCACAGCCACAGUGGAAAAAGUGUGUGGCCCCCUGGAAGCUGGUCCUGUAAUAACAAGACCUAAGCCCACCACUUCCCAUGAUGCAACUUCAUCAUCUGCUACAUCAAAAACGUCAGAGAGGUCAACUGUGAAGAGCUCUGCUACUCAUCAGCAGCAACAGCUGCAGUCUAGGAGGUUGUUCCCAUUAAAAGAUUCCAAAAGUGACAAAAGUCGAAACUUGAAAAAACUUUCAAGAGAUUUUGAGGGCUCCAUCCAACGGUACCAGUGGUUUUUCUCUGAACUGCCGGAGAUGCUGUGUGAGAGUGAGAUGGAGGCUGAACAUCAGGCGUGCUGGAGCGGCCAGGACAUCGCAGAGAGUUAUCCUGGACGUGUAGUUGGCAGCACUUUAAAGGCCCAAAGGGAAAAUCCAGAGAUGACGGUUCGUCAUACAGACCUUGACCUAAAAAGGAUGAAACACAGACUGGAGCAGCUAACACAGGAGCUGUUAGUGGAGCUUGGCUGGGCGCGGAAAGGAAGAGUGGAAGAGGAGGAAGAGGAGAAGACUGAGAAGGAUGAGGAGGAGGAGGAAGAGGAGGGAGGGAGCACACACACAGACAGAGGCAGUGGAAACGAGUGUGACGAUGAAGAUGGCUGUGAAGCAUCUGGUGAAGAGAAAGGUGAAGAGAUUGUUGAAUCAUCCAGCGGCCGUCGUCCGGACACAAAGACUGUGGUCCGUCCUCCUCCUCUUCCUCAUCACCCAGUUCCUCCCCCUCAGAUUUCUCCGACACAGGUGACUGUUCGGGGUUCAGCUCACACCACGACGACCGGACCUGUGUCUACGACCCUUGUGACCUUGCUACUGCUGCUGCUGUGUGCGUGGGAACCACACUGACCAACAGGAGGGAGAUGCUGAGAGGUAGUGAAAACAAGGAGACAAACAUAAACACAAACUGUUGGCGGUGUUGGUAAUUUGGGUUGGUUUUUUUUUGGGGUGCAGCCGAACCAGAUGCGAACAUAUUACGGAAGUGUCGCCGUUGCCUUGGCGCAGUAUUCAUUUUGAUCUUGUAUUUAUUUCUAACAUGAUGGAUUUUCUAACACCACUUAAUUUUUAUUGUAGAUAAAUGUAAAGCAUGUGUUUCACAGAGCCAUAAAUACCAGCGGCUCGACCUGCGCGUCCAUACGGAGAGAUCACUUCACACAAGAGGUGUUUGGCUUGACCUUUACAUUUUAUGACGACUCCUAAUGGCUACAAGUGCAGCGCUUCAAACUUUCAAUGGUUGUGCAGAGAAAGUAACUAAGUUUAUCACAGAAAUACCCAAUACUGAGAGACAAAAAAAGAAUUCCCACCUGUUAAAAUAACAAAACCAAACCAAACACUCUUUGUGUGAAAAUACGAGGCAAGGUUUAGUGUCAAACAAAAUUAAACAAGUUUAAUUAGUGCAUCACUAACAUCUGGUGUUUAUUUGUUAAUUAACUUUCAAUCAAAGUCAACAAAGGUCACUUUUCUACAAAGAAGUAUCACGUUUUAUUAUUAUAUAUACUAGAUAUAAAGUCUUCCCAUAAACACCCACCAGAAAACAACACCGUGAAUUCAUGACAAACAAGUGAAAUGACAAACGUUCAUUUGAAAACAACACAAUGAUUGGCGGCAGCUGAGAGAAGCCAGGUUCUUCUGCUACACCCAGUUGCCCCCACAGCCAAUCAGCUGGCUCCAUAUAAAACACCUCACACACACACACACAACACCUGCAACCAAUCACACACACAAUGAAAAUGCAGGACAAAGCAAACAGGAAACACCUGGGUUUGUAACGAGUUUAAACACCAAGAGGCUGAAAGUGAAAUAAGAACCUGUAAAUUGCAAAUGAAUGAAAUGAAUAAAAUACAGUUUCAGCAAAAUAUCAGACUCAAAAUGCAAAAAGAAAAGUGAUAUGUAUAGCUAAAGUAAAAUUGGCUAAAAGUUAAGAAAUAGCUACAGGCUAAUUGGCCCAUAAACUAAAUGUUAAAAUUAACAUUUCCCGAGAUUUUUUUUCAUACAAGUAUUUUAUGUUAUUAUUUUAAUCUCCCAGCAGUGUAACUUCCUGGCCUGAACAGCAUUUCUACCAUAUUAGCAGUAAUCUUUUCAGUUGUUGAAGUCGAACAUUUUUAUCAUUUACAUUUAUCAUUCAGUGAACGGUAAAUAAAGAUUUAGGGUUCAGAGUUUCACACCUAAUUCAAAGAAACGUGAAGACCAGACUGACUGUUCAUCACCGUGUCACCGUGAACCUUUGUGUCUCAGCAGCGUCACUCUGUCCCCAGUGACAUCAUCACACACCAGUGUUGAUCUGAGCCCAGAUUCUAACAGGCCAAUCAGAUGUAAUUCAUGUUAAUAAGGAUCAUCGCGUCUCUGUUGAGUUUCGCCCCCUCCGACCCCCGACCCCAUCCCUCUCCUAUCACCAUCCCCCCCUCAUCCUCCAGCACCACCCAACUCCUCUGAUCCUCUGCUUGAAUACUGAUGAAACACA
Molecule: messenger RNA, 4906 nt
Organism: Cynoglossus semilaevis (tongue sole)
Lineage: Eukaryota; Metazoa; Chordata; Actinopteri; Pleuronectiformes; Cynoglossidae
Product: glypican-5-like
Exons: 11
Coding region: 1363-3294 (643 amino acids)
Biological process (GO): positive regulation of canonical Wnt signaling pathway; regulation of protein localization to membrane; cell migration
Cellular component (GO): cell surface; plasma membrane; extracellular region
Source: RefSeq, a predicted model, not a curated record